Molecule: messenger RNA, 441 nt
Organism: Anthostomella pinea
Lineage: Eukaryota; Fungi; Ascomycota; Sordariomycetes; Xylariales; Xylariaceae
Source: the annotation of a GenBank genome assembly
AUGGCGCACAGCGUCGGAACUGAUGUUGAUGUUUGCUCGCGGGCCACGCGGGCAUCGUAUCGCGCGAGCACCGGCCGUGCUGGACCAGUCGUCCGCGAGAUCCAGAAACGCUCCACAUGUGGCAUCGAAAUCGCUACUGCGUGUGGCUCCUCUGGGCAACCCAGUUCCAUGCGUUCCGAAGACACGGUAAACCCGGUCUUCCUGUUGGUUGCGAGGGUCGUAAGCGACACGAAAUCCUCUCGCCAUCGAGAAUGGGGCGUCAGCACAAUCGACCCAGACAUAUGGCAGGAGCUACAUCCUAAUAAUACGGCGCAGCAGAUCUGGCUUCUGUUUGAAGGAUGGCAUCCCGAUCCCUCAAGUCUUGUUCGUACAAUCCAAUGCCAUAUUGUAUCUACUGUGUCACCAGUGGCCACACCGCUGCGCAGCCGACAGCGGUAUUGA